UUACCAGUGAAGCUCCAAAGGGUUGCCACGUUGCACGCGAAGUUCUUGAAGUUAACACCUUAAAACCGCAAAGUUCUUGAUUAGAUAAUUACCACCUUUAAGCCGCAGUACUUCUAAUCCGCGAAAAUGUCUUCUGUCCGCACAAUGAGCGAUUAUUACAAGAAGAUCGAGUCGGCGGGGGACAAACUAGUCGUCUUGGAUUUCUACGCCGAUUGGUGCGGUCCCUGCAAGCAAAUCGAAAGCACCGUCAAGUCACUGGCCAGGAAGUACUCGUCCAAGGCUGUCGUAAUCAAGGUCAACGUGGACAAGUUCGAAGGGCUGUCGGAACGCUACAAUGUCCGCAGCAUGCCCACGUUCGUCUUCCUUAAGAGCAACCACCGCGUGGGCUCGUUUUCCGGUGCCGAUGAGGACAAGCUCGCCAACAUGAUGUCCAAGUUGGUGAAGUAGUAAGCGGACAACCCUAUCAUUAGUAUUUCGGAGCAGGCUCUCACCUAGAUUCAAACCAUAAUUGUACUUGUCUUAACUUAUGUUUUAUGUGAUGUAUAGCUUGUAAGCGAUGUGUGAGUGGGAGAUCCGCGUGUGGAUAAUUUUAAUAAAAUUCAAUAACUUAACGUAACCUAACCUCAAUCUUGAUAUAUGUAUGUCUUUAGUGCGUGAAGGCGUGUCUGCGACACAACCUCGUAAGUCCUAUGCUUGUAAUCUUGUUUAGGGUCAACUCGAAACGCCAUCAAAAUUUUUAAAACGAUUUGUGAGUGAGAGAUGCGCUAUCAUUCUGAACACCUUUCAAAAGCAAAAAUUUAACCUGACCUAACUUUAAUUUUGAUAUAUGUAUAUCUUUAAUUAAGCUUAAGCACCUAGCAAUUCGAUCAAUAAACUGUAACCACUCAACCUUAA
Molecule: messenger RNA, 894 nt
Organism: Drosophila ficusphila
Lineage: Eukaryota; Metazoa; Arthropoda; Insecta; Diptera; Drosophilidae
Product: thioredoxin-1
Exons: 1
Coding region: 127-447 (106 amino acids)
Molecular function (GO): protein-disulfide reductase activity
Source: RefSeq, a predicted model, not a curated record